Messenger RNA from Pyricularia grisea, 852 nucleotides. RefSeq lists its product as uncharacterized. NCBI's taxonomy places the organism in Eukaryota, Fungi, Ascomycota, Sordariomycetes, Magnaporthales, Pyriculariaceae. The coding region runs from base 1 to 852 and encodes 283 amino acids. The transcript has a single exon. The record is from RefSeq and is a predicted model, not a curated record.
AUGGGUUAUUACACCGACCACCUCAAGCCCCAAGCGGCCUCAACCCGCCUCCUACGCGCGAUAACAAACCUUCUCUCUUUUCAAAUCAUUGCUCUGAAUCUAGCCUUCCCCGUCCUGGCCGCCCCCGCUCCCAAAGAGCCCACAUCGGACAAGACUUCUACCACCACCCCUUUCACCGAGCCAGCAACUUCAAUACCCAUGCAGCGCUUCUUCGGCGCGAGAACAAGCUUCGCACUCGGCAUAGCUCUGCCCACGGCCCAGAACUCGACCUCCUUCAUCGGCCAAAUGUCCUUCCCGCUGGGGAACGGCGUCGGCUGGGGCGCCAUGGGCUUCACCGGCAGCAUGGAGGGCAACUUCAUCCUCGCCGUGUGGCCGGACGGAAAAGGCGGCGUGACGGCCAGCUUCCGCCAGGCCACCAACGAGGAUGACCCUCCCGAGGUGACGGGCAAGUUCAAGGUCAGGCCGAUCGCCAAGGGGGUCGUCGUCAACAACACUGCGCUGACGUACACCUUUCUCUGCGAGAACUGUCUCGAUGCUACACUGGGCCUCGGAGUCGAGCAGACCGCGGCCGACGCCGUCAUGGGUUGGGCGCUUUCGCACAAGGCGGUGCAGAAUCCUACCGACCCCGGCGCGUUUCUUGCGUUCCACGAACAAGGAUUUGGACCCUUCACUGCGAGGCUUGCGCAGGCAAAGGCGCCCGACGAUGUUUUCAAUGCCGUGGCUGCUACUGCUGGAGAGCCCGCCCAGUCGAGCCGGAAAGCAAGGGCGCCUACGCCGGGCGCGUUCGAGAAUGGCAGUGGAGAUGAAAGUGGCGGGAACAGUGGGGACGACAGUGACUCCGACAGCGAUUAA